AUGAGAAAGCGAGAUUCCAAAUCUCGCCUUCUCAUCUUCACAUACCCGAGAAUUGGAGAAGACGAUAUUUGGAAUCUCGCCUUCUCAUCUUCACAUACCCGAGAAGUCGAGAAGACGAGAUUUGGAAUCUCGCUUUCUCAUCUUCACAUACCCGAGAAGUCGAGAAGAAGAGAUUUGGAAUCUCGCUUUCUCAUCUUCUCAUACCCGAGAAGUCGAGAAGAAGAGAUUUGGAAUCUUGCCUUCUCAUCUUCACAUACCCGAGAAGUCGGGAAGACGAGGUUUGGAAUCUCGCUUUAUCGCCUUCUCGUAUCCGAGAAUUUUCAUUGUAUUUUUUUUUUAUCUUCGCUUCAUUACGAAGGUGUAUGGGAGCAAGUUCACAUCGAAAGCAACUCUGAAGGGCAAGGAGGCGAGACUUUGUUUCGAGAUCCUGCUAUACUAACCAAUCAAGUAAUAACUUUCGACACACGUGGGCUAUCGGAUCUGGGUACUACCAAAGUUUCAGAUGUGAUGGAUGAAAUCACUGGAAAGCGAGGAAUCAAUCCUCGUUCUUGGACGACUGGAGAAAGAAUAGACUGUCCUAUCUUUAUCCUGAAAUACAACUCUGAUACUGGAAUAGACCAUUUCCGUGACUUUCUAUCGUCACUUGUACCCCAAAUCAGGCAAGAGUUCGGCUCGUAUCCGAUCAUGGUUGUGACCUUCGCAAAGAGCAUCUUGAACCAGGAUGAGAUCAUUGGCGAAAUCACCAGAGCUGGUAUGGAGAAGAACGGAGUAUUCUUCACUGAAAACUACACAGCUUCGAACCACGAGAUGGAUUCUAAGAAACACAUUGCUCUUCUCAAGAUCCUUGAAGCCUGUAUCAAGCGAGCCGAUGAUAACAUCACGUUCCGCUGGCGAAAAGACAACGAACCCAAGCCUAAAUCAACCCUCUCCCAACAAGUCGAGAGCACUUUUGUAUAA
Messenger RNA from Lytechinus pictus (painted urchin), 957 nucleotides. RefSeq lists its product as uncharacterized. Lineage: Eukaryota; Metazoa; Echinodermata; Echinoidea; Temnopleuroida; Toxopneustidae. The coding region runs from base 1 to 957 and encodes 318 amino acids. The record is from RefSeq and is a predicted model, not a curated record. The transcript is spliced from 5 exons.